AUCCCCUAGGAGACCGUCUGCCCCUCCUUGAGCUGGCUGCUUUGUUAGAGAUGUUUCCAGGCAACCCUGUGAGAGACGCCGGUGCCCGAGACUGGAGUUUGGCUCUGCUACUGCCUGCGAGUGCUGAGAUUUACCUGCAAGGAGAGACCCUCAGGCCACCUGCGCCCCAGUCAGCACCCCCAGUACCGUGCGACCACCCAGCAAAUACCCCAACAUGAACCUAGUCCUCUCCAGAGAUGCUCAAGUCAAGAUUAUGGAAAAUACAGUGUCCAACGCAGAGAAAUACUUUGGGCAGUUCUGCACCGUGCUGGCUUCUUACACCCGGAAGACGGCCAAGCUGAGGGACAAGGCUGACACCCUGGUCAAGCAGCUCAUCGACUUUGCAAACACAGAGAAUCCAGAGCUCAGGACGGCUAUGAAAAACAUGGCUGAGGAGUUGGCCAAAGUGCAAGACUACAGACAUGCGCAGGUGGAACGCCUUGAAACCAAAGUGGUGAGCCCAAUGAAGCGAUAUGGACCCCUCAUUAAAGAAACGCGGGCAGAAAUCAAGAAGUUCAACUCGGUCAGGAACAAAGAGAUUAAGGAGUUAGAAAAACUAGAGAGGUUACGACACAGAGCUCCAUCAGACCGACAAAUGAUUUCCCAGGCAGAGUCCAGUGUUCAGAAGGCAUCUGUGGAUGCAGCACGUACCACUCAGCAACUGGAGGAGGUCAUAGACUCGUUCCAGCAACAAAAAAUCAAGGAUGUUCAGAAAAUAUUCUCAGAUUUCCUAAUGGUUGAGAUGGUGUUCCAUGCGAGAGCUCUCGAGGUGUACACCAGUGCCUUUCACAGGCUGCAAGACUGUGAUCUGGAGAAGGAUAUGGAGGAUUUCAGGUCAAAGAUUCAUAUUGUCACUGGCGCUCAAGAUGCUCGGCCCUUAAACGCCACAAACCUUUCCUCUAAUACCACUUGGCAAACUGGAAGUAUGAGCACUCAGAGCACGCUACAGAGGAAGCCACAUUUUCAGGAAGAUAGUGAUGAUAUUUCUGAGGAUGAGGAUGAUGAUGAUGAGGAUGAAGAAGAUGAUUACCAGGAUUCCAGAAAAGCACAGUAUUCCAGAGUCCGAAAAUAAAAAAAAGAAAUAUGGUAUAGCAAAUCCUGCUCCAAUCCGUCCAUAGAUUUCAUUACUGCUAUUUUUAUUGAAUUGAUUCUGUUUGAUAUUUAUCAAUAUGUUUUUGUUAUAUUUUACUUAGAUUGUGGGUAAAUGGUCCAUGAUAAUGUGGAAUCAGUCUACUGGAGAAUUUUGAUUCUUGACAACAAAAUCUUUGGGGUAAAAUGUGUACGGUAACCCAACUAAGUUAUUUUAUAUGGGCGAAUGGCUAUGAACGCAGUCUGGAUAAAGUGUUUAUACCACUACUUGCUCCAAAUAAGUGCAUUUUCACUGUAUGUGACAUAUGAACGUAUACUGCAUAAUCUAGGCCUCCAGAAGCCUUAGUCCCCGACAAGCAAUGCCCAAAAUGCAUACUGUAAAGAAGGAAAAAGGGGCCCUUAAUAUGGUUUGAAUGACAUAUCCAGACACUGUACCAGUUUUACUGUGUAACCAAAUGGACAUGAUACUUAUUAUUACUUCAAACAUAUUUAAUAAAACUUGGAGUCAAGUUUAUUAACCCAUUGUAGAAAUUGAGUGUUGCUACUGUGCUUUAACAAGAAACCAGCAUGUGAUUGCUACAUUAUAAGACUGGUCUAGACCUUGCACACUGUUCUGUAUCAAUGCAAUUAUUAACCUUUGGCGUACCAAAUAAAUAAGUAAUGCAAGGGGUUAAUAUAUUACAAAAGCUGAGCAAUUUGUCAUUGGAGAAUACUUGGUUUGCACAAAAUGGUCCUGUUUUAUUUAUUUUGUUUUUUUAACAUCUUAGUUAUCAUCCUUGUUCUCAAAGAGAUUUCCGUGAGUUUUCUAUAAUCGCUUUGAACUCCCCGCCAGCAUCCGAUCGCUUUGGAAAGAUUGUACAAGUGUUUGUUUUAUUUGGGACGUGCAAAGUUUAAACAUGAAGACUGUGUGUAUUUAUGCAGCUUAAAUCAUCCUCUGCAUUUGCUGAAAGGUUAGGAAUGGCAGCCCUGUGCAGUGUUUAUAUAAUUAUGUCUGUGGUGAGAGUAAAAUUCCAGCACUUUGGUUUUCUCCAGGAUGGGGACCCAGGUCCCAGGUCUAAGAUCUAAGCAUUAUUCAAAUAAAUACAGACGGUACAAAAA
Messenger RNA from Spea bombifrons (plains spadefoot toad), 2226 nucleotides. It is a transcript of the gene CIBAR2, whose product is annotated as CBY1 interacting BAR domain containing 2. Gene Ontology annotation, biological process: cilium assembly. The coding region runs from base 215 to 1111 and encodes 298 amino acids. The record is from RefSeq and is a predicted model, not a curated record. The transcript is spliced from 8 exons. Gene Ontology annotation, cellular component: ciliary transition zone; ciliary basal body. NCBI's taxonomy places the organism in Eukaryota, Metazoa, Chordata, Amphibia, Anura, Pelobatidae.